AUGGGAAAAAAGAACGAAGAUGGACACUCGGUGGACUCGGUCGCGUCGUAUUCUAGCCAGAAUCACGUUGACCGUAUAAGGGCACAGAAUUUCUCAGCGGCUUCUUGUCAAGACGAAGGCGACUUCGGUUCGAUUAAGACAAGCCUCUUCAGACGGUCAUCGUCUAACUUGGAAUAUCCUAACAAACGACCGGAGAGCGUCACGUCAAACACCAGCUCAACAAGAAGCCGCCUUCGAGAACUUGUCGAAAGGAAAUCGAGUCAGGACGACCACAAGUCCGCGGCAGACACCGUCGGUGAUAUACAGUAUUUUGAAAAUCCUGCAGAAACAUUAGAGUUUGAUAAACCGCGAAAUUCACUAGAGUCCAAAAAGAGUCAAGAAGAACGUCCCAAAAAAAGAAAAUUAUCUAAGGGUAAAGACAAAGACAAAGAUAGGGAUUUCUGUGAAAAUAAGAAUAAAAAACACGAGAAGUACCAGAGUAAGUUAGCCGAAUACUACAAAUUACCUGUACAACUGCCUCAAGACGAGUUUUAUCAACAUUUGACAAGGUCUAAAGCUGCGGAGGAACUCAUACAAAAACGGUUCUCAAACUCAGAUACUGAAUUCAGUGGUAGCUACGGAAGAUUGUGCAAACAUAAAGAACCUGAAGGCGCUAAUUUACGACGCAGUCGAAGCUUGGCAGUAAUAAGAGAGGAAACAUUCACCGAUCUUCAGAUACAAAACCACGCUAAGAGCAAGCGAUCCCAGCUGAUACCCCGCGCCCGGUUAUUUGACAAGCCUUGCUUCAAAGACAGGUUGCCAGGACGAGCAAAAUAUCAAACAAAAGAAGAAGUUCUAGAAAGCAUAUACAUAGAUAGCACUGCUUCGUGCUUUGGAGAUAUAAACGCGCAGAAGGAAAACGAAAAACCGGAUAAUCCUGAAAAUAGGGCAGAGAAAGAGGACGCCGUUUCACAUAACGAAAGCCAGCAUUCAAGGUCUGUAUGUGGAAGUUGGCCGAAUUUGAAUGAAGAAAUAAAACAAACCAACUUGUCCGAAGAUAGUAUCGGUCACUCUCGUAAUCCAAGUGAAAUUGAUAGUUUAGACUCUAACUACGUAAGAAAACAUUACAAUUUCGAAGCUCAUAGAAAAAAUUACAAGGAAAGCUCACCAGAAUCAGAUCGAUCGAUAACUUCACCUAUUCCCAGCAAAGAACUUUAUGUUACAACUGACGAACACGCAACUGAUAACGAAGACAAAGAGAGAUCAAAAAAUACUACACCAAAAUCAUUCACAAACGAUAGCCUUACGCGGAGUGAAAAAGAUAAGCCUGAUGAUCCUGAACCAAUAAGCUACACAGAAACCUAUGACAAACUUUCUGUUAAAAGUGUAAAAAGUAAAAAUAGUGAAAGACAAACAAGUUUGGAACCAGCCGAAGUCACCAAAAUAGAUGAAUCGAAAAACGAUAAUGAUGUGCAAUCUUUAGCCUCUGAAAACGACGAAAUUGUGUCUAGCCCCCCUGAUAGUAUAACUUCCUACAUAUCAAUAUCAAUUGCUUCAUCCGAUAAGUCCCAUAAAUUAGAAUAUUUAGCCAAUUCCCUUGCAGAAAAAAUUGAUGAAUAUUGCGACUCACAAUUUAAAGAGAACACUUCAAUUGCUUCGAACACUUUAAAUUCUGAACACAAUAAUCAAGAAUCAGAUCCUAUAUACACUCAAGUUAACAAAAAAAAGACAUUUGCAGACAUUCGAAGGGACUCAUUUUUAAAGAAGAACGGUAAUAUUUUCAACGAAAUAUUGAAAAAACAAAACAACGAAGUCUAUGUCAGUAACACAUACAUUGAAAGUGAUACAUAUUCUACUAAGAGUCACUGUACUUCUAAGAACAUAACAACAGAGCCUUUUGUUACCACACUUAUCGAAAAUCAGUACUAUUCUUUACCUGAUAUAAAUAUCAGCAAGUGCUUACGAAAGUCUGAACGCAUUGACGCCCAACUAAGAGAAGAAGAUCCGGAAGAUAUACCCUGUGAAAAUACGUAUGAAAUAGCUCAAACUCAUUUCAGAGAGAUAUUGUCUUCAAAGGGUACUGAAAAUUACGGACAACUUAAUAAAACCUAUACAAAACCUACACAUAACAUAAAAAUUCAAACAAACAACUGCAUUUACUUACCGGAGUAUUCUGAACCACAGUUAAUACAAAGCUUUAACAAACUUGACGACGACUUAAAAUCAAUUAUAACUAUCGAGAGUUCUAACACUGACGAAAAAGAAACAAACUACUUUCGUUCAGAUAAUCAUCAAAACGAAAGAGAAAUCAAUGAAAUAGAAGGAACAAUUCGAAACAAUAAAAUCAUAACAAAGUCUGAAAGCUUAAAAAUAUCAAAUUAUCGACCAGAAAUUAAUAUAAUAAAAUCUUUAUCAAAUGAUAACAUAAAUAAAUCAGUGAUUGAGAAAAAACCACGACUUGGAAUAAUUAAAAAACAUUAUUCUCUUCGCCAACGUGAUCCAACAGAGGAAGACGAAAUUAUACGUAUUCCUAGCCCGGAGACAGUGGAAAAAAGUAUUAAUAAAACGAAUUCUGACACUACAGCUCAGAAACCACCUACUACUGAAGAGACAAAAACACAUUCACUCUUAUCUAGGGUUCAAUCUUUCAAGACAUCAGCAGAAUCCAAUAUUGCAAUAGUCCCAUUAAGUGGCCAUCAAACUAUUGUUAUUGAUCCACCAUUAUCCCAAAAAUCUAACGAAAAUAGCCGAAUAGAAUCAAACACACAGCGAGAAGUAGAAACAAAACCGCCGCCACCACCAACAGAAGUAAAACCUGUGAUAGAGAUACAGCCGAAGUUUGAUCAAGUACCAUUCACAGAGCUUAAUAAAGAAACUAAACCAAUCAACCAAGAAGUCAAAAAAGUCACAGUAGAUACUUGUAUUGAUACUUCCAGCUACUACACACCUAAAGAUCCUUUCAUAACUAUAAAAUUAAACAAGGUAGUUAAAACUACAAUACCGAAACUAAAAAAAGAAACAAGCGAUAAUAUUUCAUUUGUCCAGCAUAAAUUUGAGAAACCACCUCCUAAGUUAAUAAUAAAAGACAACAAAAAUUGUCCGGAGCAGUCUUUGUACACAUUCAGGAAAAUUAAUACAACAAUGACUCGACCGCAAGUAUUACAAGUUAUUGAUUCCAAAAACAAAAAACAAAAUAUUGUAACAAAAAUGGAAAAUAACUGUGAAACAAAUUCACCAGUAAACAAGAAACUAGAUAAUCCUAUUGAAUCUAAAGAAGAUGCCAAAGACUUGAAAGGAGACAAUAAUGUAAAAGAAAAGUUAAAUAAUGCAAUAAAAACGGAUAUCGAAUAUCAAGAGAAAUUAAAUUCAGUAAAAAACUAUUGGUCGAAACUUAUAGAUAAGAACCCAGAUUUCAAUGAAAAUAUUAAUAAACCAGAAAUAAAAAUCAAUCACGAAGAUUUUAACAACAAUAAAGAUGGUGACCUAAGUGAUAACAAAAUAGAAAAGGAUCAACAGAAGACCGAAGAUAGUAAGUUAUUGUCAGAAAUAUCUGUAGGAAACAUAAUCAAGACUUUAGAGAGCGUUAAAAUUGUAGACAGCAUACGGAAAAUAAGUCAAACGAAAUUACAAUUAUGGAAAGACGAAACGGAAAAGGUUAAAAGUGAUUCAGAAAUAGAAGAAUCGACGUUAGAUAAAAUUGUAAAGGAUUGUGACACCAACUUUUAUGAUAAGAGUGAUCUAGCAAAAUCUGAAAUAGAUUUAUGCAGAGAUACUCCUGAAAUAGAAAUCGUUGAGUUGAGCAGUGAUGAUAACCAAAAUCAAAAAACUCAGGCAACUUUAAUAAAGGCCAAAGGGUACGAAAAAGGAUGUGAUGAUUUCGAUCAUGUGAGAUACAAGGUCAUGAAAUCGGAACUCUUCAAAAACAGUAUGAUUGCUAAUUAUCGUAAAGAAGCACAAUUCGACGGACUGCUUCAGUAUCUACAAGAUUAUAGCUUUCAAGAAUUAUUGGUCAAUAACAACAUCGUAAUUAUUGAACCAGUCCGCACGAAAAUUGAACCUUCACCCCGAAAAAAUACAGACACGUGCAAAAUUCCACCCACCUUGCUGAAGAAAAACGAUAGCAACGCUAACCUAUCUGAUAAGCCAAAAAAUGCAGUAAGACGACAUUUCUUUUAUCAUCCCAUAAGAGUUAAUAAAGAAAUAAUAGAAGAAGAACUCCCUAACCCUGAUACAGUUAAAAAGGUAAGAAACUUAUUCGAAGACACCUUGAAAAUGAAAAGUCCGAUGACGCAUGAUCCGCCUUUGGUUAAUGAAAAUCUAGGUUUAACAAGAAGAGCUACAUCCUACAGAAGCCUAAAUGAAGAAUCAAAAGGAACCAAAAACGGUGGUCGUAAGAAAAUUAUACGACAGCUGACUAUAGAUACCAACUUCGGCAAUAAGAAAUGGGAUAAUGCUAGUCUGUCAAGUGGUGUAUCGAGCGGAGAUCUAAGCUCAAACAACGAAUAUGAAACAGACGGAUUAAGUCCAUACUCACAGAAAAAUCUAAAAGAUAAUGCCUACAGUUCAAGUGAAGAAUAUCUUUGCGAUUCAAUGAAUCAAGAUUUUUGCUGUGAAAGUCAAUAUGUAAGCCCUGAUAUUUUAAAGAAAAUAAGAGAAUGCGGUACUUCCAUAACAUACUACGGAGGUAAAGUACUUACUUCAAAAACCGGCUCCACAGUAAGUCCUAUGACAAAAGCUAUAAUGGAAGAAAUAAAAAGUCUACAAAAAAAUUGUAGCAGGGAUUGCUACUCUUGUCAAACCAAAUGUCGAGGUGAUAAGUGUUCAUGUCUCGUCGCAGAUAAACACAAGCAAAUGCUUUCUGAAAAACAAAAUUCUAACACAAGUCUAAAUGUAGUAAACCAAAAUCAAGACAAAAGAACAGAAAGCUUUCCAGGAUUUAAAUUUAAAUUGGUAAAAUCCAACAGUUGUAGCAGCCGUUUAGAACUCACGGGUACAGAUGAUAGCAAAAAUCCUCGAAAUAAAUUCAAAAAACAAUUAUCAAGAGAAGACCCUCCACUGGUGCACGAUGAUGAAAAUUCCGUUAAGAAUAAAAUCUGUCGUCUAGAAAGCUACAGCAAAGGUAUCGUAAAGACUCCAUUUGACAAUAAAGACAGUGGAAUUAAAAAGGAUUUAGUUAAAUCCAAAAUUGAAGCAAUAAAACAAAAUGACGCAGCUGUUAAAAAGAAGGAGGCUCCUGUUCAGCAUAUAGCACCUGUAGUCGAAAGUAAGAAAGAAACAACAAUCACAGAACAACAAGAAGGAUGUUCAGAGGAUGCUAAGGCCAACAAUGCACAAGGAGACAAACAAGCGUCUAAUGCUCAGACCUUUGAGAAGAAAUUUUAUUACGUAAACGAUAACUUAGACCAAAGUAAAGUUACAACAGGAAAAUUCGGUGAAAUGGUGUUCGAAGAGUUUGAAGUCUUAGAGUCGUGUUACGAUAGUUUGAAUAGCAAUAAGUCAUUAAAAUGAUAUGUCUACAUUAUCCAUAUAAGCUUUUGCUUACAUAAAAUGUGAUCUGUAUUCAAAUAACACUAUUAAAUUAUUGCUAGUAAAUAGUAUGUACCUAAUAAUAUAAAUAUUUAGCUUAAAAUCAUGUAUCUAAUUUAGUUUUAGGUAUAUUCUUUUAACAUAGAUAGUUGUUAGUUCGCGAUCAAAGUGUACCGUAUUAUUUGGUGAUGGUCUCUUUCUCUGUAAUAAAUGUAUUUUAUGAAUA
This is a messenger RNA of Spodoptera exigua (beet armyworm), 5731 nucleotides long. NCBI's taxonomy places the organism in Eukaryota, Metazoa, Arthropoda, Insecta, Lepidoptera, Noctuidae. The record is from the annotation of a GenBank genome assembly.